Cotesia congregata is the source of this 462-nucleotide messenger RNA. The record is from the annotation of a GenBank genome assembly. NCBI's taxonomy places the organism in Eukaryota, Metazoa, Arthropoda, Insecta, Hymenoptera, Braconidae.
CUUGGUUCUCAUCAUGAGAGAUUUAAAAGACAACAACAAGGUGUAGUUGGUGGAGGUGUUGAUCCCAAUUUGGGUGUACAAUUAAAUGACACUCGUGUGAUUUGGCGAGAUGUUCAAAGUGCAUUUAACAGAAGAAUCCGUACCGGCAUGGUUGUCAAUCUGCUUCACAUCGAUUUGAAGAACUUUCUUCUAGAUGCCAAAGAACUCAUCAUCAAUCAGUUGCAAAGUGCCUUGCAGGUAGAUGCUAGCCUUAAAGUCAACGUCAUAUUAACAGCUAAAUUUUGGAAACCUGGUGGUGAAGAUCAAAUCAUUGAGACCAAGACUUUUCCAACCAAAAAUGAGGAAGAUUCAGAUGAGCGUACAAUUCACCUUCUCAUGGUUGAAGUUCCAUCCGAAGAUAUGGGGAUGGAUAUUGAUGACAUGAAUAUUGAUGACAUCGAGAAUAGGAUUGCCAACUUUGAA